Molecule: messenger RNA, 4895 nt
Organism: Oryzias melastigma (Indian medaka)
Lineage: Eukaryota; Metazoa; Chordata; Actinopteri; Beloniformes; Adrianichthyidae
Product: protein-arginine deiminase type-2
Exons: 16
Coding region: 118-2163 (681 amino acids)
Cellular component (GO): cytoplasm
Molecular function (GO): calcium ion binding; protein-arginine deiminase activity
Source: RefSeq, a predicted model, not a curated record
UUAUGAGUCACAAACGCCUCCAAAGGCCUGGCUCCUCCUCCUUCAAAUGAAAAGUAUAAAAGAAUUUCCAAGAACCGCUUCACCUCAUUGUCUGCCUAAGGUACCGAGAACUCCACCAUGUUUGAACAAGUAAAUAAAGCCGCACCAGAAAAUACCGUACCGGAGUAUCAGCGGACAUGUCGUCUGGACAUCAACAACCCGCAGCAUGUCCUGUAUGUUGUUGGCACUUCUUUGGAUGUGAGCAUCUACAGGAGUGCCCCUCCCGGCUCAAAAUCCUUUUCUGUAAAAUGCACUUCCCAGGUUAAUUACAGCUUUAGCCCACCGACUCUGGAAACAUCCCAUCACUCUCACAUUCCUCUUGACAACAACACCACUCUUCUCAUCAGCAUGGACCGUGCUAGUGAAUUUGAAAAUGAUUCCAAGCUGUCUGUGCGCUACUACAACGAGAACAAAAACGCUAUAGGAGUAGCAGUUCUGCACCUAACAGGUGUUGAGAUUUUUCUGGAUGUGGAUGCUGACAGAGAUGGUAUUGUGGAGGAAAACAACCCCAAUAAGGGAUCAUGGAAGUGGGGUCCUGAUGGGUAUGGAGCUAUCCUUUUGGUCAACUGUGACUCAGAGUCAACCAGAUCAAAAAGGCCAGACCUCUUACGGAGCCGCAUCUCAAAUAUGUCAGAUCUUAAGGACAUGUCACCCAUGAAGCUGCGAACCAGAGGUCCUUCUCAUCUCCCAGAGGGCUACAAACUGAUGAUGCACAUCUGUCUAGGAGAUUCAGAGAAAAUCCGUGUCUUUAGAUCCAUAUCUAGCGACAAAAGAGGAAACAGCAGCACUGUGAAAAACCUUCCACUAGUUCUGGGCCCUAAGGUCCUUUCUCAGGAGGUGCCUUACCCUGGAGACAACGCAGAGAUGGAUUUCCAUGUGGAAGGCCUGGAGUUUCCUGACGCAGACUUUGAUGGACUCGUCACCAUUAAUCUCAGUCUGCUAAAGCCACUUAGUGAUGGGCUUCCUGAGACCCCCAUUUUCACAGACACAGUGAUAUUCAGAGUGGCCCCAUGGAUCAUGACACCCAACACCCUCCAACCUGAGGAGGUGUUUGUCUGCCGCACAACUGAUAACCACCAGUUCCUGAAAGAGAUUAAAACCCUCGUUGCAAAGAGCGGCUUCAAGCUGAUGAUUUGCAACCCUGUCAUGAACAGAGGAGACCGCUGGAUCCAAGAUGAAAUGGAGUUUGGAUACAUUGAUUCCCCUCAUCAUCGGUUUCCUGUUGUUCUGGACUCCCCAAGAGACAGGGAACUCAAAAACUUUCCAUGUAAAGUACUGCUGGGCCCUGACUUUGGCUAUGUGACACGGGAACCUCAAAGUGAAGAAGUGGGUGAUCUGGACUCGUUUGGUAAUCUGGAGGUGAGCCCUCCUGUCACUGUGAACGGGAAAAAUUACCCUCUGGGCAGAAUCAUCAUCGGGGUCGCUUUCCCUACGGCUAAAUAUGGACGAAACAUGACCAAAGUGGUUCAGGACUUCCUGUGGGCUCAGAGGGUCCAAAAGCCAAUCGCCUUGUUUUCUGACUGGCUUGUUGUUGGACAUGUAGAUGAGUUCAUGACUUUUGUACCUGCACCUGACAGAAAGGGCUUCCGACUGCUGCUGGCGAGCCCAGAUGCAGGCUACAAAUUAUUCAGAGAAUUAAAGAACAACGGACACGGACAAGCCAGGAUGUUUGAUGUGUUCCCAAAAGAAAAACAAACAACAGUGGAUGAACUCCUUGGUAAUCGUUUUUUGCAAAAUCAAAAUAACUACAUCCAGAGCUGCAUUGACUGGAACAGAGAUGUCCUAAAGAAGGAGCUGGGCCUGGAUGAUGAAGACAUCAUUGAACUGCCAAUACUCUUCAAGUUGGACAAGAAACAUGAGUGGAGAGCAGAGGCGUUGUAUCCUGACAUGGUCAACAUGAUUGUUCUGGGGAAAAACCUGGGCAUCCCCAAACCGUUCGGCCCUAAAGUGAACGGACGCUGCGCCCUGGAGGCAGAGAUGUGCUCUCUGAUGGGGGGCCUGGGCCUCACCUGCACGUUCAUUGACGACUACUACUCUUACCACAAACUUCAUGGAGAGGUGCACUGCGGCUCCAACGUCCGCAGGAAACCCUUUGACUUCCAGUGGUGGAAUAUGGAGAUUUGAAAAAUGAAAAGGAAAAAUGUUAUUCUUAGUUGUAUUAGUCACCUAAUUCACCAAAAUAUCAUAUUUCCUCACAAAAAAUUAUAAUUUUGCACUAAACAUUUUUUAAAUUGAUUAUGCCAAAAAAAAAAACAUUUUUUAAACUUUCAAAUAAAAGUUUUAUCUUUAGCAGUUUCUAAAAACAUUUACAUCUUUUUAAAUUCUAAUAGGAUUUAAGAACCUUGAUUAAGGAAGCUCAAAUAUUUAAGGAAAAGUAGCCUACAACAGAAAGAGGGAUUUUUAAGUCUAGUUUAACUGUUUUGUUUCAUAAUCAUUGGACCAUCGGCUGGAUGGCUCCAGUAUAGGACUGGCACUCUGGAAACCAGGAUUCCUUUCUCAGGGGUGCAAUUAAUCCUAUGUGGGUCUUUAUGCAAGAUCCUUCACACUACUACCUAAGUACCAUUCUGGAACUCCUUGUGCCAGUCCACAGUCUGGACAAAAUACAAGGCUGUGUAAGGAAGAACAUUCAGUGUAAAACUUUUUGCCAAACUACUGACGGAUGUGCUUGAAAGGUCAACAGCUAUAUCUGUAAAUGACAUGUUUCAAGAUAAAUGUUAAAAGGUUAAGUGUUGAUUUACAGUACUAUGCUAAUUGUACUACAUAUUUUGCAUUGUUAACAAUCAAAAAAAUAUGAUUGUUGUUCGUUUACAUUACGUUUUGGAAGAGAUAGUUUUCUCAAUGUCACAAUUUCUUAUUUUUUGUUUGAAACAAGAAAUUACUACAUUGAAAAUACAGUUUUGUACCAUAAUGUUACUUUGCCACUAUUGAGAUUCUAGUUUUAAGUGUUUUUACUCAAUAGGUAAUAAAAUCUUAGUAACAAGCUUUAAUACUUUAUCGAGAUAAUUAAGUACCAUAAGUCUUAAAAUAAAAAAAAAUCUCUAGGAUAAAAGCUACUAAGUAAGAAUAUUGAUCCUACUGUUAAAAAAUAAGCAUGUAUACACUUAUUUGAAUACAUUUGAUCUAACUUAGAUAAUAUUGCAGUGUAUGAUCAUUUCACAAGAAAUAAUCUUCCAGUGAUCCCAUCUUGGUGUGUACGUUUUUUAAUUAAAUAUUUUACUGACAUUAUAUACAAAAAAGAUGAAAAGAAAUAUUUACAAACAUCUCUAAAACAAAGGGCCAAAACAAACAGUUGACAAAAAAACAGAAAUACAAUCAUUUGGAUUGAGCAUAAAGAAGAUUUGUUCUGGGCUGUACAUAAAGACUGGUUCCACAGCGAUGUGCAGUAACAACAAAGAGCCACAAGAUGGCAGACUUUCUUCACUUAAUCUUCUGGAUGUCACAACUGGAAAGCUUAAAAAGAUGUUGAAAUGAUAAAUGCGUGCAAUUAUAGGUCAUUUCUUGUCAUAAAUAGCUUAGCAAUGGGAUUUUCACAAUAUACUGUAGGUUCUACAGUUCUGUUAUCAUAAACUCACAAAUAAAAAGUAUUUGUUCAAGCAAAAUAAAUAAAAUAUAUAUUUUUGUGGUUUUCAUAAACCAAAAACAAAGCCACACAUACAAAAAAAAAAAGUUUGUAAAAAUGAUUUCUUUAUACAUAAAAGAUUUACUUUGAUGAAGGAAAGACAAAUCUAUUUCUGCUUAGUUUUACAUUCAGCCAUCCAGCAGCACACUGCAUUUUAAAUGACUUUCAAUCAAAGCAGCUUUUUGUGACAAGAUCAAAAAGGCAACUGCAGAGCAAGUCACAGUGUAUUUCAUUUCUCGAGCAACCUAUUAGGUUCUUUGAAAAGGUCAGCAUUUGGGAACAACGCUGGGAAUUUAGUGCUUUCUCAUACAUAUAUACUUUACUAAAAAAAGUACAUUUGUCUCUCUGCAAAAUGUGCUCUGCAUCUGGAGAUGGAAGCUAGUUUUUUGGUGAAACACGAAUCACAGGGACACCGAGCGUUUCACCGAUGUGCAGAGAGGGAUUUUGGCAAGCAGAUUCACACCAUGCACAGGACCUAUGCUUACACACCUGUACAAAGACAUCAACAGGUGGGAAUAACAACAAGCGUCUGAAGACAUGUCUAAACAGCACUACCGUGUCGGCAGGAUUUAGGUUACAUGUUGCUGGUUUUCCACUUUUGAUUAUCCUUUUUUUCUCUGCCAGUUUUUAUUGGUUUACUUUCCUCUUCACCUGCACACGACAAAGGUGAACACCUUUCAUAUCUACACCUGUAACAGCCUUUGCUGAAAGCAUGACAAACAUCGUUAGAAAACACAACAAAUAUCCACUGCAAAAUACCCAGAAAAUAAUCAUCAAGAGAACACAGAGAAUGACCCGACUGAAAGCCACACCGGAUACGCCAAAGUUCAAACUGUACAAUGUCACAGUGGGAUGUGGAUUUGACGUACAAAAUAAGAAAAAAAAAUGUAUUGCAACUCCAUUAAAAGCUUGAUAAAAUUCAAAUUUCUAUUGAAGUCCCGGUGUCCUGAUGGUAAUGGGAGGACAGUGCGAUUGAGAACACCUGUUGAGAAUCAACUUUCAGAGCAGAUUUCUGCACUGAGACAGCAGACCAACGAUGGUCUGAUUACUGCAAGAGUCUGGAGCGCGCUGAGCGCUCAGAGGGUCCACUUACAGGAUAGAAUUGGUUACUAAUGACGAUGGAGGUGUUGGCCGUCAUAAGCAGCAAACCAGUACCAAAAAUACAAUAGAGCGGUGGUAGACUUCACAUGCCUUCCUUGGCUUGAUCUUUGGCAGAUGAUGCCGCGAGUGAAGAUGC